Seminavis robusta is the source of this 1819-nucleotide messenger RNA. The record is from the annotation of a GenBank genome assembly. NCBI's taxonomy places the organism in Eukaryota, Bacillariophyta, Bacillariophyceae, Naviculales, Naviculaceae.
UUCGACAUGCUUCCAUGGCCUUCUGUGAACGAUGGAGAGAUGGAUUUUGCCAACUUCAUCACGGCUCGUCGUCUCGCUCACAAAUGAUCUUCAGGUUGCUAUACUGUAGAAAAGCGGCCACCUGACACUUCUGUAGCUACGGAUCGCUCUCUUGUGUUGCAAACCGCUCUAUUCUAUUCUAUUCUAUUGCAUUGUCUGUGUCAAGAUGGACGUCGAAUGUAUGGUAACCAUUGUGGUAGCCGAAUCUGGCAGGUCUGAGACUCUCCCCGUGUCAUUGGGAACCACUGUCAAGGAAUUGUCGGAUUUUUCGGGUGCCAUGUUGGGAUUAUCUGGUAGUGUCCAACUCUACAAGGAUGGAUCCCGUUUGGACCCAAAUAUGAAGUUGGAACAAGCAGGAGUCAAGAAUGGAGACUUGUUGGCCGCUCAAAUUGCCGCUGCUGCACCACCACCACCAGCUGCUCCAGCCCAGGCUGCUGGUGGAUUGGACUUUUCCAGCAUUUUGGCCAAUGCCACGGCGGCGGCGGCGUCUGCACCCGUGGCAGCGGCACCUGCAAGUGGAGGCCUGGAUUUUUCCAAUCUCAUCAUGGGUCAACAACUCAACAAAACCAACUCAGAGCCCGUGUAUUAUCCCGGCAUGACACUCAAUGAUGCCCUCGACCACAACACCAAUCCCGAACAUAUUGUCACUCUCCUACAAACCCGAGAGCACUUAUUCAAAGAACUCAAUUAUCAUCAACCUGUGUUGGCCAACAAACUACGAAAUCAAACCUAUGAAAAGGCCGUCCAAAUUUGGCGGGAAGAGAUUCUAAAAGGAGGUAUUCAAUCCGCCAUGUCACGCAACAAUACGCAACUCAAGGAACAGGAUUAUCGACAGCGCUUGGAAAAGAAUCCCAAUGACAAAGAAGCCAAGGAAUACUUUGACUCUCAAAAGCGAGAGCAACAGGUUCGAGAACAAUACUUCCAAAUGAUGCAGGAGUAUCCAGAAUCAUUAGGACGAGUGCUCAUGCUCUACAUUGAGGCCAAAAUGAAUGGUCAUUCUGUGCAAGCCUUUGUGGAUAGCGGUGCACAAAACACAAUCAUGAGCAAAAAGACAGCCACAAUGUGUGGGAUCAUGGAUCUCUUGGAUACUCGGUUCCGGGGAGUCGCCGUUGGUGUGGGGACAGGAACCAUCUUGGGACGGGUUCACAUUGUGCAGCUACAAUUGGGAGACUAUUUCUUUCCCUGUACCAUCACCAUCAUGGAUGAUCCGCCACCAGGUAGCGAAGCCAAAGACAUGCCAUUCUUGUUGGGAUUGGACAUGCUCAAACGACACACCUGUUCCAUUGAUUUGGAGAACCAAGUUUUGAAGUUUCGACUUGCGCCUGGAAAGUAUCUGGAGACGCCCUUUCUACAUGAGAAGGAUCUUGAGGAGAGUCAAGGAGGGACGAAAGGAUUUAAUGCCGAGAAGGCCAACCUAGAGUUGGCUGAGUUGCAGCGAAAACACGAGGAGGAAGAUAAGGAUGGUGAUAGCAAGAUGGAGUGAGCCCAAGUUGAUCAGCUUUGAUGCAGACCUCAGAAGAAGAUCUGUUCUGGUCCCCAAACACGGAGGUCAUGUCUUGACAGAUGUUGUUGAUAAGGUUGGCUAGAACAGCCAUGUCCGAUUCUUGUAGGCUGGCCCAUCCAAGGCAUUGUCAAAGGGGCGACGUGUCAGCCGCCCUUCCCGUCGCUCAGAUGUGGAUGAUUUGGAAGACUACCUAGCAAGAACCACCACUUGACCAUGGUUGUAUUAGUCUAUUCAACCCUAAUUACUCUAGCUAAAUAAUGAGCCACAAUCCCAAUC